Molecule: messenger RNA, 1814 nt
Organism: Dama dama (fallow deer)
Lineage: Eukaryota; Metazoa; Chordata; Mammalia; Artiodactyla; Cervidae
Product: complement factor H-like
Exons: 11
Coding region: 163-1647 (494 amino acids)
Source: RefSeq, a predicted model, not a curated record
GCAAAUGAGGCAGAUUUUGAAUCCUAAACAGUGCAACUGGAGUAUUUGUGUGAAUGUACCACUGGGAAAAUCUAAUAUGCUGUUGUUAAUCAAUGUCCUUCUCACCUCGUGGUUUUACACUGCUCAUGGACAGGGACUUCGUGAGGGGCAUCCUGUUUGCUGAUGACGGGGUCUUGUUUGCUGAUGACUGGAUCCUGUUUGCUGAUGACUGGUGGUCAGGUUCUCAGCUGGUGUUCCGCAAGAUCUUCUGUGUCUGGAGGUGUAUUCCUGACGUAUCCGUGGAGAGAGAUGUACUGCACGCGCACCUACUCUUCCACCAUCGUGGAUCUCAGUGUAUGGUAUAGAGCCCACACCUCCCUCCAAGUCAGGUUUGCUGUGGAAACAUGUUCGAAAAACAGUGUAAGAAUUGAGAAUGGAUUUUUGUCUGAAUCUGCCUUUAUGUAUCCCCUAAAUAAGCAAACAGAAUAUAAGUGUAAACCAGGAUAUGUAACAGCAGAUGGUAAGACAUCAGGAUUUAUUACAUGUCUGCAAAAUGGAUGGUCAGCUCAACCUGUAUGCAUUAAAUCCUGUGACAGGCCAGUAUUUGAGAAGGCCAGAGCCAAAAGUGGUGGCACGUGGUUCAGGCUGAACGACAGGCUGGACUACGAGUGUCUUGACGGGUAUGAGAACCGAGACGGACGCACCGCAGGCUCCAUAGUAUGUGGUCAAGACGGCUGGUCCGAUAAAGCUGCAUGCUACGAAAAAGAAUGCAGUAUUCCUGAAAUGGAUACAUACUUAGAUGCUUAUCCCAGGAAAGAAACAUUUAAAGUUGGAGAUGUGCUGAAAUUCUCUUGCAGUCAAGGCCGUAUUAUGGUCGGAGCAGAUUCAGUUCAGUGCUACCACUUUGGAUGGUCCCCUAAACUUCCAACGUGUAAAGAAGGGAACGUAAAAUCGUGUGCUCCACCUCCUCAUCUUCUCAGUGGGAAAGGGAAAGAAAUACACAAAGAAGAAUAUGCACACAAUGAGGUCGUGGAAUAUGCUUGCAACCCCAGAUUUCUGAUGAAGGGUUCUCAUAAAAUUCAGUGUGUUGAUGGAGAAUGGACAGCUUUACCUGUGUGUAUUGAGGAGGAGCGUAUCUGUGGAGAUAUACCUGACAUUGAUCACGGCGGUGUCAAGCUUUCUGUCCCUCCUUAUCACCAUGGAGACUCAGUAGAGUUCAGUUGCAGAGAAGCAUUUGCAAUGAUUGGACCCAGAUUUAUCACAUGUAUUAGUGGAGAGUGGACCCAGCCUCCUCAGUGCAUUGCAACAGAUGAACUUAAGAAGUGUAAAGGGUCAAAAUUAUUUCUACCUGAUGGAGAACUAGCACAUAAAAUUGAAUAUGACCACAACACCAACAAAAGUUACCAAUGCCGAGGAAAAUCAAAACUCAAACACUCAAUCUGUAUAAAUGGAAAAUGGGAUCCUAAAGUAACCUGCAAAGAAGAAGCACAAAUACAACCAUGCCCACCUCCACCUCAGAUUCCCAAUGCUCGAGAUAUGACAACUACAGUGAAAUAUCAGGAUGGAGAAAAAAUAUCAAUUCUAUGUAAGGAAAAUUAUUUGAUUCAAGAUGCAGAAGAGAUUGUGUGCAAGGAUGGGAGAUGGCAGUCAGUCCCACGUUGCAUUUAGGCGUGUGGAAUUUCAGAAGAAACAAUGAGAAAGCAUCACAUACAGUUAAGAUGGAAACACGAUCCAAAACUUUACUCUAAAACAGAAGAUAAUAUUGAAUUUAUGUGUCAAAGUGGUUAUCAUCCAGUGUCACCAGAUCAUACAUUUCGAACAACUUGUUGGGGAGG